Molecule: messenger RNA, 5742 nt
Organism: Molossus molossus (Pallas's mastiff bat)
Lineage: Eukaryota; Metazoa; Chordata; Mammalia; Chiroptera; Molossidae
Gene: PARP14
Product: poly(ADP-ribose) polymerase family member 14
Exons: 17
Coding region: 208-5613 (1801 amino acids)
Biological process (GO): negative regulation of gene expression
Cellular component (GO): cytoplasm; nucleus
Molecular function (GO): transcription corepressor activity; NAD+ poly-ADP-ribosyltransferase activity; zinc ion binding
Source: RefSeq, a predicted model, not a curated record
CCCUGUACACCCAGAUGCCUGGAGUGGCCUUUGGCUGGGCUCCAGAGGGAGGUGAAGAUUUGCUGGGUGACUAAUCCAGUCUGAGGUUGCUGUUUACAGCCACGGACAGGGAGGAGUUUUCCCUGGAAACGAAAGCGAAAGAGGCAAAGUUAACCGCCCUAAGUUGCAGCGAGACUGGCAGUCUUGGCCAUACCAGUGGAGGUGAGGAUGGCUGAGCCCGGCUACUUCCCGCUGCUGGUCGAGGGGUCCUGGGGCCCCGACCCCCCGAAGAACUUGAACACCAAGUUGCAGAUGUACUUCCAAAGCCAGAAGAGAUCGGGAGGCGGGGAGUGUGAGGUCCGCCCGGUGCCGGGCAGCCCCGCCCGCUUCCUGGUGCUCUUCCACCCGCAGGACGUUCGGCAGAAUGUUCUGGAGAGAGAGAACCAUGAGUUAGUAUGGCCAGGAAAAGGAACAUUUAAGUUAACUGUCCAGUCGCCCACACCCCGAGAUGAAGUCCAUGAUGUCUCCAAAGGGAAAAUUCCAACAAAGGAAUCCAAGACCAAAGAACAUGCCAAAGAACCAGAACCAGAUGUGUCAGAAGAUGCAAAAAUCCCUCUCAGAGAAAGAUCAGAAAAAGUAGAAGAUAUCCCAAAAGAAUGUGAAAAUAUUCCCUCUUUGGUUGCAUUUGAAAAUGUCACAGCCAAUGUGACUGACAUCAUGUUAAUCUUGUUGGUGGAGAACAUAAGUGGCCUGUUCAGUGAAGAUUUUCAAGUGGAAUUAAUACGAGAUUUUGAGGUUGCCAUAGUUACCUUUCAAAAACAUAUAGAUACCAAGAAAUUUGUUGAAGAUUGUGCCAUGCACCGUUCAGUGAAGCAGCUGCGGCUUUAUCCAAGACUCCUGGAAGAGACAAAAGCCAUCAGGGUGGAAAACCUGCCACCUGGUGUGGACUACUAUAAUUUGAAAUGUUUCUUUGAAAAUCCUCAAAAUGGAGGGGGAAGACUUGUCAGCAUUGAAUGUUUUCCUGAAGAGAGUUCAGCUCUGAUUGAAUUUUUUGACAGAAAAGUGUUAGACACCAUCAUGACCAAGAAACUGUACCUCAAUAAUAUGCCGCUCUCUGUGUUCCCGUACUAUACCUCUUUGGGCACAGCUUUGUAUGGGAAGGAGCAGCCUUUGAUCAAGCUUCCAGCACCAUUUAAAGAAUCUUUGGAUCUUUUUUUAUGGAAGUUCUUACACAAAAAUAAUCAGCUGAUUGAGGAGAUAAAUGAAGAAGUGAGACGUUGUCACUGUGAGCUGACAUGGUCCCAACUCAGUGGUGAAGUUACCAUCAGACCUGCGGCCACUUUAGCCAGUCAAGGAAGACAAAAAAUUAAGAACUGGAAGAAAGAUGUGUCCACAGCAUUCUCUGACAUCAAGUCUAGAUACAAAGUUACCCCAUUUAAAGUGGAACCAAUAGUAUGGGACACUAUAAAAAAUGAUUUGGAAGAUGAAAGAAUUUUGACUGAGUUUGAUACACUUAUGGGGAUUGUAACCUUAGUGGGGAAAUCAGAAGAUGUACAGAGCGUUGAGCCACACGUCAAGGAAUUAAUAGAAAACACCAUUCAAAAAAUUAAAAGAGAAGAGCAAAGUCUGAAGGAAACAGUGACCAUUUCUCCAAGCAAGUAUUCUCUUUUGUGCCUCAGCGGUAUGCAGGAGCAACUCCACAGGGAGUACCCAGAGGUGGAGAUUCUGUAUGACAAAGCCACUCAACACAUGUGUUUUAAAGGACUCGAUGUGGAUGUGUAUAAAGUAAAGUGUGAAAUCCAGGAAAAGGUGUACACCAUGGUUCAGACAAGCAUUCCGCUUCCGCCUGAGGUUUUCCAGUUUUUGCAGCAGGUCGACUGUGCAGAAUUCUCCAAGUCUCUUUUUAUAGCACAGGGAAUUCUUGCAGUUUAUGAGCUAGAGGGUACAACUGUUCUCUUAACUGGCUGUUCUUCUGAAGUCCUAUUAGAAGCUGGAAAGCACAUGGCCAGUGCCCUAAGUUAUAAGCGCAUAGACAUUGAGGACAGGGAAGUUCUUAACAGCAAGAAAUGGAAAAUGAUCACUCGCAAUUUGCCUAAGAAACAUAACUCCUCCUCAAAGACUGUAAUAAUCAAUGAGCUAACUUCAGAAACCACAGCUGAGGUCAUUAUUGCAGGCUAUGUGAGAGAAGUAAAUGAAAUGUACAACUGCCUUUUUGACUUUGUGGAAAAAAACAUGAAAAUAGAGAGAUUCAUUGAAGUAAAGCCUCCCUUAGUUAUUAAUUAUUUAAAGGCAGAGAAGAAGCUAUUCUUGCACAAGAUAAAGGCAAAGAAGCUAAAUGUUCAUGUAGAUUUCAAUCAUGAGAAAAAAACAAAAGGCAUUUUACUAAUUGGCUCAAAGGCUGAAGUCCUGGAGGCUAUGAACCUCCUCAAGCAAGCCAGGGAUUCAGUUUGUAUUAAAAGCAUCUGUAUUGAUAAGCCAGGAGCCAGCCAGUUCUUCAAGGAUAAAGAAUGGUAUUAUAAACGUGAGGUGCGGUCGUUGGGUUGUUUUGUGGAACUACUGCAGAAAGCAGAGGAGGGAGGUGACACUGAUGGGCAGACGUGCUCCUGUCGGACAGAGUUGGCCCCUGGAGUCUCGCUGAUUGUACAGCAAGGUGACUUGACACAGUUUCCUGUCGAAGUGGUGGUGAACUCCGCAAACGAGGACCUCCGGCUCAGCGGGGGCCUGGCUGCUGCUCUUUCAAAAGCAGCUGGCCCUGAGCUCCAAGCAGACUGUGACCAGAUAGUGAAGAAAAAGGGCAAGAUCCCACCUGGCCAUGCCACCAUCUCGACAUCAGGAAAGCUCCCAUACCACCAGGUGAUCCAUGCAGUGGGACCCAAGUGGAAGAAAGAGGAUGCCCAGGAGUGUGUGGUACAGUUAAAGAGAGUAGUGGCGAGAAGUCUCCAUUUGGCUGAAAAUCUCCAGUGCCGAUCCAUAGCCAUCCCGGCCAUUGGCUCUGGAAACUAUGGCUUUCCCUUACCCCAGUGUGCAGAGGCCAUUGUCUUGGCCAUCAAGGAAACCUUCCAGUCUAACUGGAAUGGAAACAGCUUGAAAGAAAUUUACCUCGUGGAUUCAGCUGAGAAGACUGUGGAGGCCUUUGCUGAAACUGUGAAAACUGUGUUUAGGAACACUGUGACUGAUACUGCGUCCCCACCCAGUGUCCCAGCAGCAGUCCAGCCCAGCCUGGGGAAAGACGAUGGAAACAGACGAAUGAUGCUGUGCCCGGGGGGCCUGAGGAUCCUGCUGGUGAAAGGAGAUGUGCAGAACGUUACAACCGAUGUUGUUGUCAACUCCAUUCCUUCGGAUCUUGGCCUCGAUAGUGGGCCCCUUUCUCAGGCCCUCUUGAAAAAAGCUGGGCCAAAUCUCCAGAAGGAAUUAGACAUAGCUGGACAAAAGACAACUGUUGACGUGGGCACGAUUCUUCAAACCAGUGGAUGUAAUCUGCAAUGCCAGCGAGUGCUGCACGUGGUGGUUCCGGGCUGGAAUAAUGGCAACCCAUCUUCACACAAGAUCAUGGAAGACAUAAUCAGAGAAUGUUUGGAAAUCACUGAGAGCUUGUCCUUAAAAUCAAUUACGUUUCCAGCCAUAGGAACAGGCAACUUGGGGUUUCCUAAAAACGUUUUUGCUGACUUAAUUAUUUCAGAAGUGUUCAAAUUUAGUUGCAACAAUCUACCAACAGCUUUGCAAGACGUGUGCCUCCUGCUGCACCCGAGUGAUCAAAGGAAUAUUCAGGCAUUUUCAGAUGAAUUUGAUAGAAGGGCUAAUGAACAUUUCGUCAGUGACAAAAUUCCCAAGGCUGAGAAUACACAAGUUUUAUAUGGGACUGUUACCAAUCCUAGUUCAGGAGUGCAUGAAAUGAAAAUUGGCCCCAUCACCUUCCAGGUGGCCUCUGGAGAUAUUGCUAAAGAAGAGGCAGAUGUGAUUGUAAAUUCAACAUCAAAGACAUUUAAUCUCAAAGCAGGGGUCUCCAAAGCAAUUUUGGAGCAAGCUGGACAAGAUGUGGAGGUAGAAUGUUGUAACUUAGCUCAACAGGGCAACAAUAGUUAUAUAAUUACUAAAGGUGGAUUACUGAAGUGCAAGAAUAUUAUUCAUGUCAUCGGUGGAAAUAAUGUCAAGAAUUCGGUUACCUGUGUUUUGCAAGAGUGUGAAAACCGGAAUUACUCAACCAUUUGCCUCCCAGCCAUUGGGACAGGAAGUGCUAAACAAGACCCAGAUAAAGUUGCUGGAGACAUAAUUGAUGCCAUUGAAGACUUUGUCCAGAAAGGAUCAGUUAAGACUGUGAAAAAAGUUAAAGUUGUAAUCUUUCUGCCUCAAGUCCUGGAUGUGUUCUGUGCCAACAUGAAAAAAAGAGAAGGCUCUCAACCUUCUACUUCACAGUCUGUGAUAUCUAAAAUUGCAUCAUUUUUUGGGUUAUCAAAGCCAUCUCCCAAAAAACAAAUGGUUUUGAUUUUGGAAAAGAAAACAGAAUCAGCAAUUUUUCAGGUGUGUGGUGAAAACGAAAAAUGUUUGGAAAACGCCCUCUCCUGGUUACAGAAUCUGAUCAUAAAGGAACAGAAUCUUUACAUCAGUGAAGAUGAAUGUAUCAAAGACUUUGAUGAAAAGGAAUGUCAAGAAUUGACUAAGCUGCAGAAGGAAUUGAAUAUUUCCCUGAUCUUAGACCGUCAAAAACCUUUGAUUAAGAUUUCAGGAAUGAGCAGAGAUGUGGAACAGGCUAGAAAUGCAGUUGAGGAAAUGCUUAAGACAGUGAGAUUAGCCAAAGAGCAGGAGUCCAAAGCGGAAUACAUCAGUGACUUCAUAGAAUGGCAAUAUAAUGACAAUAACGCUUUUCAUAAUUUUGACAAAAUAACCAAUCUGCAAUUGGAGGAGGCCAAAAAAAACCAGAGACAAACACUUGAUGUCAAAAUCAAUAAUCAGAGCUACACAGUGGACUUGAAAACAUACACUGCUACAGAUGCAAACAGACACAGUUUACCUGUUCGGCGCAUCAUGAAAUCUGAAGUUGAGAUACCAGGACACUGGAGCGAUAUGAAGCAGCAGCAAGUCUGUCUGGUUGAGCUGCAGCGUGGCCAUGCAGAAUACAACCAAGUGGCGGAUGCAUUUAAUAAGACCUGCUCACAAUUCAAGAUACUGAAGAUUGAGAGGAUCCAGAAUCCAGCUCUCUGGAAGGCCUACCAGACAAAGAAAAAAAUCAUGGAUGCAAAGAAUGGCCAAAUACAAAAUGAGAAGCUGCUCUUCCAUGGGACAGAUGCUAACUCAUUGCCACAUGUCAACCUGCAUGGCUUUAACCGCAGUUAUGCAGGAAAGAAUGCUGUGGCAUAUGGAAAGGGAACCUACUUUGCUGUCAAUGCCAACUAUUCUGCCAAUAACACCUACUCCAAACCAGACAUAAAUGGGAUAAAGCACAUGUAUUAUGUGCGAGUACUUACCGGAUUGUAUGAAUGUGGAAAUCAGUCAUUAAUUGUGCCUCCUCCAAAGAAUCCUCAGCAUCCCAUUGACCUCUAUGACACUGUCACAGAUAAUGUGCGAAAUCCCAGUUUAUUUGUGGUAUUUUAUGACUACCAGGCUUACCCAGAGUACCUCAUUACUUUUACACAAUAACAUUGUGGUAUCCUUCUCAGAAGACGUUAUUCAUCUAUGCCAGCAAUUUUCAACUUGUUUCAUCUCAUGGCACAUAAACUAGUUACUAAAAUUCUGUGGCAUACCAAAAUAUAUAUUUUUUGCUGACCU